UUGGCGUUAAUUUCUGUUUUCUUUUCUAGCCGAAAGCCGACGACCAAGCGAGGUAAGAGGUACUUGGAAAAUCGCGCUCCAAAGCUGAUCGAAAAUGACAAAACUUGCCUAUUUAUUCGAGGCAACCGUGUAAGCCAGGCAGGCGUCGAUCUGCUGAAAGACCUGAAAUAUGACGCAGCGCUCUUUGUGUUUACAUCUCACUCAAAGAAACGUCCCAACAACAUCAUUAUGGGUAAGUUUUGCUUCUAUCAUAUCUGUGUUACACGGUCAGCUGUAGGGCGUUUGUUCAGUCAUCACAUUUUGGAUAUGUUCGAAUUUGGAAUUGAAGAUUUCGCGUCAAUUGCUUCAUUUAAGAAUUGCCUUAUUCCGGUCGGUUUUAAACCAUGUUUAUCUUUCAUGGGAUUAGAGUUUCAACAAGACCCAGUCUAUCAGCGGCUGAAAAAUCUGUUAACAGGCAGGUACCUGUUUCGAGGACCAUCAGUGAAGACCGUCAGACUUCAGGGAAUCGAGUAUUUGUUAUCGUUUUCAGUGGUUGAUGGCAAGGUGAAAGUUCGAUCUUACCGGAUAUUGCUAAAAAAGUCCGAUAGCCGUGUACCUCACGUUGAAUUGCAAAGCGCAGGACCCUCCUGUGAUCUUACUUUAAGACGAAACCGAACUGCCUCCAACGACUUGUACAAGUCAGCUUGCAAAACGCCGAGGGCUGUUAAGGUCAGGAAGACGAAGAACUUAACGAUGGACGUUUUUGGAACAAGGCUUGGUCGCAUUCAUGUGAAACAGAAUCUGGACGAAAUUAGAUAUACCAGGAUAAAAGGACUUAAGCGGAAACGCUCAGUCCCAUCCGAAGACACCAACAAAGUUCAAAAGCCAUAAUG
Messenger RNA from Soboliphyme baturini, 872 nucleotides. NCBI's taxonomy places the organism in Eukaryota, Metazoa, Nematoda, Enoplea, Dioctophymatida, Soboliphymatidae. The record is from the annotation of a GenBank genome assembly.